Molecule: messenger RNA, 3470 nt
Organism: Anoplophora glabripennis (Asian longhorned beetle)
Lineage: Eukaryota; Metazoa; Arthropoda; Insecta; Coleoptera; Cerambycidae
Product: trifunctional nucleotide phosphoesterase protein YfkN
Exons: 11
Coding region: 424-2373 (649 amino acids)
Biological process (GO): nucleotide catabolic process
Molecular function (GO): hydrolase activity
Source: RefSeq, a predicted model, not a curated record
CAGUGCCCUUUUAAAAUAGUCAGAAAUGUUCAAAAAAUAAUAAUUUACGAAAGGUUAAACCAUCAGUCAAUUAUUUCCUAAAUUCUAAUAAUGUGUAAUCUAUAAAGUAAUAAUUAGUGAUAUUUAAGUGAAGUAUUUCAUUGUUCGAAAGAGCACAUUGUAAUUAAUUAAAAAAAUUAAAUAUUGUGGUAUUACAAGUUAAAAAGGUACUGUCUACGACGUUGUCCUAUAUGUGGUCUGGGGCUAAUUUGAAAUUAAUUUGUAAAACUAAUUCAUUCAUGCACCUACUUAAUAUGCUAAUUUUGGAACACAUCUAAAAUAAGUAGAUUUAUAUAACACACUUAAUAAAUUUGACCUCAAAAAUUAAUACAAUUUAAAAUUAUACUUCCCCCCGUCGUCUAAAUUGCAAAAAUUAUUCGAAAAAUGGCAAGUUUUGCUGCACAAGCUGCCUUAAGGGCCAAGUGGAGUUCGCUUGUAGAGGAGCACAGCAUCGAGGUGCCACCUGAGGUUACUAGUAAAGUUACUAGUGUUGUUGGCUGGUUGAAACAGGCCUCUUUGGAAGUUCGCGCGGCGGGCAGAAGGGCAGUUAGUACGUUGGCUGGUGGCAUAAUGUCUCCAAACCUAGUCAUAUUGCACUUCAACGAUGUUUACAACGUCGAACCGAGACAGUCACCAGAACCUGUCGGGGGCGCUGCUCGUUUUAGCACCGCCAUUAAAAGUUUCCAACACUUACACCCGUUGAUACUAUUCAGUGGUGACGCCUUUUCACCUAGCAUGCUGAGUACUUUUACAAGAGGGGAACAAAUGGUGCCUGUCUUGAAUGAAAUCGGUACACACUGCGCAGUUCUGGGAAACCAUGAUUUUGAUCAUGGAUUAGAGGUGUUGUCGGAAUGGGUCUCAAAGACCGAUUUCCCUUGGCUGAUGUCCAAUGUUCUCGACAAUGAAACCGGACGCCCGUUGGGAGAAGGUAGAAUCACCCAUGUGGUACAUUGGGAAGGACGUAGAAUCGGUCUUGUGGGACUGGUAGAGAAAGAGUGGUUAGAUACCCUCGCUACUAUCAAUCCCGAAGAAACUACUUUUUUGGAUUACGUCGAAGCAGGACAAAAGCUGGCCACGCAGUUAAAGCAAGAGGGUUGUGAUUACGUGAUAGCAUUAACGCACAUGCGAACGCCAAACGAUAUCAAGUUGGCGGAAAAUUGUGAUGAUAUCGAUUUAAUAUUAGGUGGCCACGAUCACGUUUAUGAAAUUAAACAUGUGAAUGGUAAGUACAUCGUUAAGAGUGGCACGGACUUCAGACAGUUCAGUAAGAUUACCGUUAAUUUUGACAAAACGGGAAGCAAUGACAUCCCGGAGGUGACAAUUGAAGAGGUGAAUGUAACGUCCGAGAUCCAGGAGGAUCCUAAAUUGAAGGAGAAACUGGAAAAGUAUACUAGUAUGAUCGAAGGGAAAAUGGACGAAGUUCUGGGCUGUUUUUCUGUUCCGCUAGACGGACGUUUCACGUCCAUCAGAACAGCGGAAUCAAACUUAGGAAAUUGGGUAUGUGAUGUUGUUUUGGCAGCGACAGGAGCCGAUUUAGUGAUCUUGAAUUCGGGAACGUUCAGAUCGGACCAAGUGCAUCCCGCAGGGGAUUUCACGAUGCGAGACCUGACUAAUAUUAUUCCCAUGCGAGAUCCUCUGGUGGUGUUGAAAGUGUCAGGUCAGACCAUCGUAGAGGUGUUAGAAAAUUCAGUAUCGAUGUAUCCGAAACUGGAAGGCCGUUUCCCUCAGGUGGCAGGUGUAAGCUUCGCCUUUGACCCCAAUAAGCCCCCAGGAAAGAGGAUAGAUCCCAACUUCAUCAGGAUCGGCGAUGAGUACUUGAAGCUGGACCAGUUCUACAGGUUAGCGACAAAGAAUUAUAUGCAUUCGGGAUGCGACGGCUACACGAUGUUAAGGGAUGCAGAGGUGUUGAUUCCCGAAGGGGAGUGUCCAGAACUGGGCCUAGCGGUUCAGAAUCACUUCUGCGCCAUCAACAUGCGGUUAGGCAAAACGAAAAAACAUUCCAAACAUAGACAGUCGUUGGUCACUCUCUCCAGAAGACACAGUUUAGUAAAGAUGCUGGACUGCAGCGAAUUAGACGGGCCGCCGCCUCUACGCAGGGCGAGCACGGUAGAGACGUCUUCCAGUCCUCCCAUGCACCACACGUCACGGCUGACUCGGAGGGCCUCUCUUGACGACCUCGAACAAGAAACGUGUCAGCUGACACCCAAGAUCGAGCAGAGGAUUAUCGUGAUUAACAAUGAAGAGCGUCGUCAGGAGUUAAUCCACCAACGUCAAAGAAUAGAGCAGGACUCGGUCAUUGAAGAAGUGGACGACGAAACCUCUCCUCAGAACUAAACAGUAUUUUAAAACGUUAGCAAUCCCGAAAUUUAAUUUCUAAUCUGUGACUAAUAACUGCAGCAAUUAUUUUUUACAAGGUACGCUUCUGAAAGAACACCAUUUUGAGCAUUCCACAACGAAAUUGUGACUAACAUGCUUUUAGAAAUAACUACAGUUACCACACGAACAAAUUUAUAAUCCGUUGUCUCGAAUUGCAUCAAUUUGCUUUAAUUAGGCAACUAGGGCGUCUCGAUUUGCAGAGGUCGAGCCUUACUUGGUUGCAGAAUUGCUCAAAAUAAGAAAAAUUUCGAUAAAUGUGGGUCGGGAAGUGCUUAAUUUCCGAGAUACAGGGUGUUCAUUCAUCUUCGAGACUUUCCGUACGAACGCUCCUUAUUGCGAACGAAGCAUUUCUUCUGUCACCAAAUAGAGUUCGGCUUUUGUAAUUUGGGACACCCUCUGUAGCAGUUAAUACGUUUGGUUCAAUAUUAUGAUGCCACGACAAGAUCAAAACUAUCUUACGAAUUCCGACUCUUACGUGACCAAAAAAUAAAAAAUUUCGGCAGCCUUAUUGUAAAAUAGCUAGACACUAUUUCAAUUGAUAACUGUCGUAGGAGAACUGCACUCGCUCAUAUACGCACCGGUCUGUGUUAAAAGUGUAAGCUUACGCCCAUAUUUCGCUUAAUACUGGAUGUUAGAUGUAAGGACAGCUAAGAUAUUGUAACGCGCACUUUUGAGAUGUAAUUUUCUUGUAACUUAUAGUUUCCGUGAAAUGCAUAGGGUGAAGCAGCACUUUCUCACUGAAAGAUUUAUCUAACAAAUAAUCCAAUUAUUAAUUAGAAAAAAAUCACCAGUAAUACGCCGAUAGACCACAUCGUUUGCGGUAUACGUAACAUCACUACUUAUUAUCGAAGUUAUCUUCCAACUUGUAACUUAUAAUAACUUGUCUUCUCUUUAUCCUUCUUAUACAAAUAAUAUAAGUAAUAAUAUGUCACCCCUUCCCCACAUAAUAUCUGACCUCUAGACUAAUCCCUAUGAUCAAAAUGAGAGGUAGGGGUACUAUUAUUACUAUUAAUUAUAGUCCAGGCGCUAUCUGUUUCGGGUUGGGUAAAACGCAU